Molecule: messenger RNA, 255 nt
Organism: Melampsora larici-populina 98AG31
Lineage: Eukaryota; Fungi; Basidiomycota; Pucciniomycetes; Pucciniales; Melampsoraceae
Gene: MlpPh9
Product: pheromone precursor with three tandem repeats of a putative pheromone peptide
Exons: 1
Coding region: 1-255 (84 amino acids)
Source: RefSeq, a predicted model, not a curated record
AUGUCACCCACCACAACCACUUCCAACUUGAGCGCGAUCCAGUCCAGUAAUGCUGAUGUAGCGAAUACUCCUACCACCUCUUCCGAGGGCCGCCGGGGCCAAAUUGGGAAUGGCUCCCACGUAUGCGUCUUAGGCAAGCAGAUCGGCAAUGGCUCGCACGUCUGCACUAUCUCCAAAGCUGAAAUCGAGGCCGACUCGUCCGUGGUCCCCUCGAAACAGAUCGGCAACGGCUCUCACGUUUGUAGCAUCAAUUAG